AUGAGUACGAGACUCAGAGAACUCAUUCGUGAGGUUCGUAAUUGUAAAACAGCAGCAGAGGAAAGAUCGGUCAUUGCUAAAGAAUGUGCUGCUAUUAGAACAGCAUUGAAGGAACAACAUGCCUACAGGGCAAGAAAUGCUGCCAAGUUGAUGUAUAUUCACAUGUUGGGAUAUCCGACAAAUUUUGGACAAAUAGAAUGUGUUAAUUUAAUAUCAAGUUCUAAAUAUCCAGAGAAAAGAAUUGGUUACUUGUCACUGAUGAUUAUGUUGGACGAACAUCAAGAAAUUCUUACCUUGACAGAACAUAGAUUUAAAGUAGAUUUGAAUGAUAGUAAUCAAUUUGUUCAAGCUUUGGCUCUUACAGCCAUCGGAAACAUUGCAUCAGCAGAUAUUUGUCGUGAUUUGAGUGUUGAAGUUGAAAAAUUAUUAAUUGGUGCUCCUUCUUUUAUUAGAAAGAAGGCCGCACAAUGUGCUAUUAGAAUUGUUUCUAAAUGUCCAGAUUUAAUUGAAAAUUAUAUUGAAAGAAUUGAUACAAUUUUGGAAAAUGAACAACAUCAAAGAAGUCACUCUGCCAUGCUUGGCAUUAUUACUUUGAUUCUUACAAUUCUCAAUCCAACAAAAGUUGGUGGAUCUGAAACUAGAAAUUAUUUACUUCACUUUAGAAAACAUAUUCCUGUUUUUGUUAGAUUACUCAAUGCAUUAUUAAGUAGUAAUUCUACUUCUGAAUAUGAUGUUAAUGGAGUUGCCGAUCCAUUUUUGCAAACAAAGCUCUUACGUUUAUUGAAAGUUUUGGGAAGAGGAAGUUCUAAAGCAAGUGAACAAAUGACAGAAGUUUUGACAAAGACACUCACUAACACUGACAAGACUAAGAAUACAGGUAAUGCUGUAAUUUAUGAAUGUGUUAGAACUGUUAUGGAUAUUGAAUGCGAUCCUUCAUUGAGAAAGAUGGCUAUUGGUCAACUUGGUACAUUCCUUGGUAAUAAGAAGGAUAACAAUCUUAGAUAUGUUGCUUUGCACACAAUGAAAAAGGUUUCCAAAUUGGACUCUCAAGCAGUCAGUAGACAUUUGGCUACCAUUGUUGAAUGUUUGAAAGAUCACGAUAUUUCAAUUAGAAAGAGAGCUCUUGAUUUGGUUUAUGUCAUUGUUGAUAACAGUAAUGUAACAUAUCUUGUUCAAGAGUUGAUUCAACAUUUGGAAGUUUCCCCACCAGAAUUUAAACCAGAAUUGACCACAAAAAUUUGUACAAUUAUUGAAGAGCAUGCUCCUUCAAAGGACUGGAAGAUUACAACACUUUUACAAGUUAUAAUUUUAUCAGCCCAAUAUGUUAGAGAUGAAAUUGCUUCCAUCUUUAUUGGUAUGCUUUCACAAUCUAUUGAUAAUCAAGCUGAAAUUACCAGAAAAUUGUACGAUACUCUUAAGGAUUUAAUUCCAAAACCAAAUAUUUUGCUCAAACAAGAAAUUCUUAUGCAAGUAAGCAGUUGGUGUUUGGGUGAAUAUGGUGAUUUGAUUGUUGAUAAUGAAGUUACUAGUGAGAAUGUUGUAAAUGUAUUAUUCGAUUUGGUUAACAUGUUACCAAAGGGUUCAGUUAGUACUGUAAAGAGUAGAAGAGUUUUGUCAACUGAUCCAAACAAUAUAGUAAGGGCUUAUGCACUUGUUGCCUUGUUGAAAUUAUCUGGAAGAUUCCCUGAUAGAUCAGCAGAUAUUGAACGUUUUGUUUCAAGAUAUUCAGACAAUGUUCAACUUGAUUUACAACAAAGAGCUUGUGAAUUACUCCAAAUCGCCAAAAUGUCUGCUUCAGUUAAAGAAAAUAUUCUUGACAAGAUGCCUGAAUUCCAAAUUGAUUCUAUUAUUGGUCAAUUAAACUCAUCCGAAAAAGAAGAAGAGGAGCAAGGAGAGGAAGAACAUAACGAACCUUCUGACCGUACAACUUCUGCAGUCGGUAGUGGUUUAAGCAGUUUGCUCAUUGACAUUGAAAAUAAUGGAGCUGUUAAACAAACUGAAUCCAGCCUGAUUGACUUUAUUACAACUACCACUGAAACAAAACCUGUAAAAACAACUGAACCAACACGUAAGGUUCCAACUGUUCAACAAACAGAAACUCUCCUUCCAUUUGAGUCUAUUCUUCCAACUACCAAUACUACCACCAGUCCUGUUCCUUCCUUGUUAAAUAUGUUAGAUAUGCCAAGCUCCAAUUCAGCAAACUCACUUUUGUUGGAUGACCUUCUCUCAUCUCCUUCCCUACCAGCUUCUGCAUUAAUGCCACAAAAAGAAAAGAAGAUUUUAUCAGCUUAUAAUAAGAAUUCCCUUAAUAUCAGAUUUGAAUAUGUUGAAAUGGAUCCAGGAAGUCUCAAUGUUAUUGUCUAUUUCUCCAACAAUAACACCAAGGAAGUUAUGGGAUUGGACUUUAAGGCUGCCGCACCAAAAUAUUGUGAGGUAACACUUUUCAAACCAAGUUCCACAUCAAUUGCACCAAACACCACUGAUAGUGUCACUCAAAAAUUCAAAGUUAAAAUUGUUAACAGUGCUGCAAGACCAAUCACUGAUAGUCAAAUACCAAUCAGGUUUAAACUCAUUUGUAAGAUUGGUGAUAAGGUUUUGGAUGAGACAGGUACUGUAAAACUCUAAUAAAACAAGAUUUUAUG
Messenger RNA from Naegleria gruberi, 2642 nucleotides. RefSeq names its product clathrin-adaptor gamma chain. Gene Ontology annotation, cellular component: membrane coat; AP-1 adaptor complex; Golgi apparatus. Gene Ontology annotation, molecular function: clathrin-cargo adaptor activity. NCBI's taxonomy places the organism in Eukaryota, Heterolobosea, Eutetramitea, Acrasida, Naegleriidae. The transcript has 2 exons. The record is from RefSeq and is a predicted model, not a curated record. The coding region runs from base 1 to 2625 and encodes 874 amino acids. Gene Ontology annotation, biological process: receptor-mediated endocytosis; intracellular protein transport; Golgi to vacuole transport.